This is a messenger RNA of Medicago truncatula (barrel medic), 1396 nucleotides long. RefSeq lists its product as uncharacterized. NCBI's taxonomy places the organism in Eukaryota, Viridiplantae, Streptophyta, Magnoliopsida, Fabales, Fabaceae. The record is from RefSeq and is a predicted model, not a curated record. The transcript is spliced from 3 exons. The coding region runs from base 155 to 1396 and encodes 413 amino acids.
UGGUUUAUUUGUGGAUGAUUUAUCUACCGAUUCUUCACUGAGCAUUUGCGUUCACUUUCCGUAUCUCUCGCGAUCCAGUUGAAGACGACAUAACUGUAAGGAAGACCUGCAUCCUCAUUUUCUACACCAACAACAAACACUCUACUUAAACUCAAUGGACAAAGAAUGGAUGAGAUUUCCAAGAGAAAGCCCAGAGUACAUGAAGGGCGUAUUCUUUUUUCUUAAUUAUGCUUAUAACAAAGGAAAACCUGAAGGACUGGAGAUUUUGUGCCCUUGCGCUCAAUGCCACAAUGCUUCUUGGAAAACAGGAGCAGUCGUAUUUGAUCAUUUAAUAGGAAAUGGAUUUGAGAAAGGCUACAAUGUUUGGGAUCGCCAUGGUGAGGGGUUAAGUCCCAUGGAUAUUGAUGGUGAUACAGAUUCUGAAGAGGAUGAACUAGAUAACAUUGAUGAACUAUUGAAUGACAGAUUUAGAGAUGUGAUACAAGAGGAGUGUGGAGUUAACAAUGGUCUUAGUGAUGAUGCUAAAAAGUUUUAUAAUCUGAUUGAAGAAGCAAGCCAAGAGUUGUACCCAGGAUGCAAAAAUUUCUCUACAUUAUCUUUCACUAUUCGUCUGUACUUGUUGAAGUGUCUUCAUGGUUGGAGCAAUGCAUCCUUUACUUCUCUGUUAGAGUUGUUGAAAGAAGCUAUGCCUUUAUUAAAUGUUCCUGAUUCAUAUAAUAAAACUAGAGGAAUGAUAAGAGAUUUGGGACUUGAUUAUAGUAAGAUUGACGCAUGUCCUAAUGAUUGUAUGCUAUAUUGGAAAGAUCAUAAUAAUGACAUAUCAUGCCAUGUUUGUGGUGCUUCACGGUGGAUUGAAAGUGCUACAGAAAGUGGUCAGACUGAGGAAAACAAGAAAGAACACAAAGUCUCUGCAAAAAUAUUAAGACAUUUUCCUUUGAUUCCUAGACUGCAAAGGUUGUUUAUGUGUUCAGAGACAGCCACUUCAUUAAGGUGGCAUCAUGAUGAUCGUUCCAAAGAUGGGAAAUUAAGGCAUCCUGCUGAUGGUCAAGCAUGGAAAGACUUCAAUGGUCAUCAUCCUGAAUUUGCUCGUGAUUCACGUAACAUACGACUUGGAUUGGCUAGUGAUGGAUUCAAUCCAUUUAGAGCAAUGAAUUUGAAAUAUAGUGCAUGGCCUGUUAUACUGAUUCCUUAUAAUUUCCCACCAUGGUUGUGUAUGAAGACUGAGUAUUCUAUGUUAUCUUUACUAAUAUCUGGGCGAGAUUCACCUGGAAAUAACAUUGAUGUGUACCUCCAACCAUUAAUUGAAGAGUUAAAGGUAUUGUGGAAUUUAGGUGUAGAGACAUAUGAUGCUUCAACAGAUCAAACUUUUCAAACUAUUCAUAACAAAAUUGAUUAA